Messenger RNA from Neopsephotus bourkii (Bourke's parrot), 556 nucleotides. Its product is annotated as cilia- and flagella-associated protein 47-like. The record is from RefSeq and is a predicted model, not a curated record. The transcript has 2 exons. The coding region runs from base 234 to 482 and encodes 82 amino acids. Lineage: Eukaryota; Metazoa; Chordata; Aves; Psittaciformes; Psittacidae.
CAGGUUUCUGAGUCAUGCCACAUGGUGGCCUAACUGUUAGAUUGUAGAUAAAUUGUAAUAAAAUACCAUAAAAGGCUCAAUAGGCUUCUUUGCUUUUCCACAGGUACCCAGAGCCAUUCACCGCCCACUUCCUGUCAGGCAGUGAUCCUGAGUUUCGUGUACUGCCACAAGCAGGAGAACUUCUUCCUGCAGGCACUGCAGGAACCCAUAUAACAGUAGGAUUCAAGCCAAGGAUGUACAGCAAGAAGCAUAAAGCAACGCUUGUGAUCCAGGCUCAAUCAAUGCAGUGGACAUAUGAAAUCAAUGGACUGCCUCCACAGAGUAUACCACCAACAAGUCCAGCAAAAGUAAUUUCUACUAGAAAUUACAUAAGAUCAGCCACAGUACGACAACGCAAUUUUUUACGUGAAAAUCUGAAACUUACAACCACUGCAGCAUCCUCACCAAUUAAGGGCUCACCUUUGGUCCUGAGAAAAAAAUAAAGAAAGUUAUGACCUGUAAUUUUUUUUGGUGGGGGAGGACACUUUUGUCAAAUAAAUUCUGCAGAUAAAAACAG